AUGGCGGAAAGCCAUCUGAAUGCUCAAGCGAAUGGCCGGCCAAAUGGUCAGACGAACGGCCAGGCAAACGGCCAGGCGAGUAGCCAGCCGAAUGGCGAUGGUCAACACGAACCGGGGGAUGGUUCAUUCCCGAUCACAACGAUCGACAGCUCGGUCGUGGGAAACACCGCCGCACCCCUCAUUCGCGACGAAGAGGGGAUAAUAGACUGUUUGUUCAACGUAGAAGGUCUAUUCAACCUUCUGCUGGAGGCAGUACCCGCCUCCAGCACCAGCGCGGGUGUGGCAGAGGUGGAGGAGCUGCGCUCUGAGCUCCAGAGCCGCCUGCGGAUGCUCAAAGAGCUGCUAUAA
Molecule: messenger RNA, 348 nt
Organism: Penicillium brevicompactum
Lineage: Eukaryota; Fungi; Ascomycota; Eurotiomycetes; Eurotiales; Aspergillaceae
Exons: 2
Coding region: 1-348 (115 amino acids)
Source: RefSeq, a predicted model, not a curated record